GCCCCAGUUAUCGGAAUGGCGUCCAGUCGGAGGUUGGCACCGCUGCCCUUGGUAACCGUCGGCUCCUGCCUGCUCCUUCUGCUGUGUGCUCAAUUGGGAGGCGGACAGAAGAAAAAAGAGAAUCUCCAGGCAGAAAAAGUGGAACAGCUAAUGGAAUGGAGCUCCAGACGUUCAGUCAUUCGAAUGAAUGGUGACAAAUUUCGAAGGUUUGUUAAGGCCCCUCCUCGUAAUUACUCUGUGAUUGUGAUGUUCACUGCUCUUCAGCCCCAACGACAGUGUUCUGUCUGCAGACAGGCAAAUGAAGAAUAUCAAGUGCUGGCAAAUUCAUGGCGGUAUUCCUCUGCAUUUUCUAAUAAACUCUUCUUCACUGUGGUGGAUUAUGAUGAAGGAGCAGACGUAUUUCAACAGUUAAAUAUGAACUCUGCUCCCACAUUCAUGCAUUUUCCACCAAAAGGCAAACCCAAGAGAGCUGACACCUUUGACCUCCAGCGAAUUGGAUUUGCAGCUGAGCAGCUUGCUAAGUGGAUAGCUGACCGAACUGAUGUCCAUAUUCGUGUGUUUCGGCCUCCUAACUAUUCAGGCACCAUUGCCUUGGCUCUCCUUGUUUCACUCGUAGGAGGAUUAUUGUAUUUGCGGAGAAAUAACCUGGAAUUCAUCUAUAAUAAAACUGGUUGGGCCAUGGCUGCUCUGUGUCUGGUAUUUGCCAUGACUUCCGGACAAAUGUGGAAUCACAUUCGAGGCCCUCCAUAUGCCCAUAAAAACCCACAAAAUGGACAAGUGAGUUACAUUCAUGGGAGUAGCCAAGCUCAAUUUGUUGCAGAGUCACACAUCAUUCUUCUCCUAAAUGCUGCCAUUACCAUGGGAAUGGUUCUUCUAAAUGAAGCUGCAACAUCAAAAGGAGAUGUAGGAAAAAGACGAAUAAUCUGCCUGGUGGGAUUAGGCUUGGUGGUUUUUUUCUUCAGUUUGCUGCUGUCAAUAUUCCGGUCCAAGUAUCAUGGGUAUCCUUAUAGCUUUUUAAUAAAGUAAUCAAUGGAGCCACACUACAAAAUCUGGGAGUGGGCGUGAAAAUAAAUGUCAUCUGAAAAGGAAGUAUUUUAUAGUUGGUUCUGCAAGCCAAUAUAAAAAAAAUGUUAGCCAUUAAUUCUUACACUUAUAAUUGUGGAAAUGUAAAAGUGCUAUUUAGAAGAUAAUGUUGUGUUUGCUUUCAUUGUGUCUUUCUUAUGUAUAGAUUUAUUUAUUAGCUUAAGUUACUGUAGAGGAUGAUGUACAACUUGAUCAGAAAUAUAACAAAAGUGCAAGAAUCUCCACGUGACUUUUGACUAAUUGCUUGGCACCAUACAGUAUCAUAACAUAUUUCACAGAAGUGUUUAAUGUUUCUGUCAAGCUCCUGAAGAAGCAUUAGAAAAAAAUGUUUCUCAAAAAGAGCCUGGGGACAAAAUUUUGUGCGUGACACAGGAAAUUGUUUCAAGCCAAAGUAAAGGAGCUUCAUUCGCCCACUAUAUUUAAAAGCCUUAGUGUAGAUCCAAACAAGGAUUGUCAGGAAAUAUCCAACCAUAUGUUUUGUUAUCAAGAAUUGGCAAAUGUUAUUUUUCAAAAAUACUGUCCUUGGCAAGAGGUGCUAUAUUUAGAUUUUGUGGUAACAUGCAGAGCUGCGAUAAACUUUCAUUCAGAGUGACAAUUCUCUAUAUCAUAGCCAUGCACAGAAGGAUGCCUAUUGCAUAAUCUGAAAAUAGCACUCCCCCAACCCUCCUCCAAAUUCACACACUCAUUGGACAGCUAACUGUUGGGGACUUCCAGCUGAAAUUUUAAAUUUAAAACAAUGCACUUUAUUUUGUUUUAUUAAACAAAUUUUACUACAUGUUUGAUACAUUUUUACAUUUUUUUAAAAACUCGCCAGAGAAGUUUGCAUCCUCACACACAUGGUGGAAGGUAUUUCUAUGCAGGCGCUAGUAUUAAAUGUGCAAUAUAACAGAAGUAUUCUAUUGUACUCCUCAGAAAUUUGGUUCUAGUGAAGCCAAUGGAAUUUCUGUUCAAUUGCACCUUGCUAGCAAGCUCAUUUAUGUUGUUUAUGGAAGUUCAUAAGUGUAGGAAGCACACAAUUGGAGGGAAAGCUAGCCGGGAUGAACCAGAGCCCUCAAGCACGUAAACCGGGAGAACAUUUAAAAAAUUGGAAAAAUGUUGUGACGUCAAUAAAACAGGAAGAAGUAAUAGAUAAAAACUAGUGGAAGGCAAGACAAAACCAAAUUUGUUGGCAAGUGACGAACCCCUGAUCCCUAAAUAAAGUGGUUAUGCUGCUGUAUCAGGUUGGCAAAAAGAAGCUGUGACUUAUUUGGCACUUUAGAUCACCAUUGACAAUGUAAUGUAUACCAUGUAAUAUAUUUUUAUGACCCAGGAACAAAUGCAGGAAUGUCAACUUUAUUUAAGGAACCAUACACAUCAGCUGUUCUAUGAACUUGGUAGAAAGCCCAGGCCAGAAUGCCACAAAAUAUUGGCCAUCAAUCUGUCCAAAUUUACUGCACACCUGUGCCAAGUUCUCAAUCUUAUAGCACUUCUUUUAUUUCAAAACGUCCUGUAUUUCAGCAGCUGAUUGUAAAAUAGACAGUAUCCUGACUUAGUGAAGCCAGUUAUUUCAACUAUUUCAGCACGUAGCCAAUGCUUAGCACUGUUAAUUGGAUGAAUUCAUCAGAAACACUGUAAGUAGAUGGCACCUAUUAAAAUUAGCUUGCACUGCUUAAUGGGAUGGUGCCUUGUGGCUGAAGCAGGUGCUGACAGUUGUGCAGGAAGUGAAUCUAAUCCAGCAUGUCAUUGGAAGGUGCAAGCUCUGAGGUUUUGGAAUAUUGCAUUGGAGGCCUUGGGAGGGGAGGUGGAAAGUUGUAUUUCUGUAGCAGACCUCUAGACACCAUUCUGGAAGUCUAAUGUAGAAGCUAAAGCUUGAGAACCUGAAUACAAUACCACAAUGUCAAUAAAUUCCCAUGAGUGGUCAAGAUCAGUGGGCUGAGGAUGCAGAUCCUACUAUCUGCAUUACUAACCUCAGACACAGCAUCAUGACUCCACCACUCACCAAGUAUCUCUAUCGAAACACUUUGCACUGCCAGAAGCCUGACGUCUACACCUUAAAAUGUACACGCACACUCAGUUUUUUAACUGGGCCAGACACAUCACCUAGUAGAUUGCAUGACACUGACAUUUAUUCCUCUCUCUUGCAGGACAAAAUGAUGCAUAACCUGAAGCAAAAACAACUAACUAGGGGGUGAGUGGAGUGGGGGAUGUUGGUGGUUCAGACAUGCCUUCAAUUCCAUAGUGCUAGCCAGUGUUGGCUGAACCUACCUGCCUGUGGUGUUGCUGCAAGCAAGUUUUUCAUUGUACCUCUAUCUCACCAAAGCUGUGCACAUGACAAUCAACUAGAUUUCACUUGACUGUAGUUGCCGAGACUGUAAUCAGCAACAGAUGUGAUCAUUUCAGAAAUGACUGCACGCUCAUUCCUAAUCCUGUGUCUCAUGUCACAUCUUCCCCUAAACUACAGUCUCUCUUGACUUACAUGUUGCAGAUAUUGUAAGCGGCACUUUCUUCUAUCCCUGCAGCACUAACUUAGUCUUUCAGUUUUGAUAAGAAUUAUAAAUUAACCAGACAGUGGAGGAACAGCAAGAAAAUGUGACAACGUAGGCUCAAUUUCAUACGGUCAGUUAGUCACAAUAUGCGUAACUGAGGGAGGAUCUGGACCGAGUGAGAUACUGGGCAUGAAUGGCCUGCAGCCACUAUUGGGCAAGGUUAACAUGAAUACUGGCUCACCAGAGGCUGAGGUUGCAAAUGAACCCUGCUCCAACACAAAUGAGGAGUUCAUUGGACACACUACAGAAGAUGCCUGAUAGGUAUGCAUGAAAUAUUUGACACAAAGGGAAGCCUGCCAGAAAUUGUGUCUUACUGUUAGGAAGCUUGAGGAGUCAGGUAGCAACUUGGCAGAGGACUUAGAGCUAGGAACCCAUUCAUCCAGCAUCAAAGUGUUGACCAGUUUGAUUUGCGUAACGGUGAUGCAGCAUUCAGUGUUUCAGCUUUUAUUGUAGUUCAAGUAGAACCUAUGUAAAGUUUGGUUGUCGCAUCGGAAGUUCACACUUCUCUUAUGCAUGCUCAGACUGCAGAUGUCAUGGCUUUGUUUACCAUGGUUCACAGUGACAUACGGAGUGUCACAGGGGCUAGCAACUUGUCCACUCAUAGAUUAUUAGGAUUUCUCAGGUGCCGUCCUGGGUGGAGUAGACGUGGCCUUUGCAGUACAUGAGAAAGGAUGAUGCUGCCAAUACACUUGCUUUUGUCAGCCAUCUCAAAUUUAUGCCAUAGAUGCAGAGAGAAGGGUACAGAAAACUAAUCUCAGAGCUCCUUGAAGUCACCUUUGUAGGCCAUCUGCAGUCUCCACCACAGAAAGUCAGCAGCGUUCUACCAAGCCUGAUGUAGCCACUAGAGUAGCUGUCCACUGGAGGCAUUAGCAAUUGGAAUUGGUUUAUUAUUGACACAUGGACUGAGGUACAGUGGAAAACUUGUCGUGCAUUCUGUUCAUACAGAUUAAUUAAUUACACAGUGCCUCGAGGUAGUACAAGAUAAAACAAUAACAGAAUGCAGAAUAAAGUGUUACAGUUACAGGGAAAGUGCAGUGCAGGAAGACAAUAAGUUGCAAGAUCAUAAUAAGGUAGAUUGUGAGGUCAAGAGAUCAUCUUAUCAAACUAGGGAUCCAUUCAACAGUCUUAUAACAGCAGGAUAGAAACUGUCCUUGAGCCUGGUGGUACGUGCUUUCAGGCUUUUGUAUCUUCUACCCAAUGGGAGAGGGGAGAAGAGAGAAUGUCUGGGGUGAGUGGGGGCUUUGAUUAUGUUGGCUGCUUUACCGAGGUAGUGAGAAAUAUAGACAGAGUCCUUGGAGGGGAGUAAGCUGCACUGCAUUCAAGCACUAUGGAAUGCACAAGGGCCAUUGGUUGAGUUUUUUCUGCAUUUUGACAUGAUCUUAUUUGUCAAUAUGGUUUGGAAUGUUUAUGAAUCAGCUAUGGUUUUGAAUAUCCCACCAAAUCCAUGUAUCCUGACAAUCUGCUUUCUGUGGAAAGAAAAGAAAUUAUACCCAGCUGCUUUGAAUAGAGAGUUUCAGUGAUCUCCUUUACAUGACAGUGGGUGGCAAACUGCAAACCAUUGCAAAUAUUUUUAGCUGCUGCUGAAGAGAGUCAGAUCCAUAUCAGUUAAUUGACAAGGUCACUUUAACAGCCAGUGACAAUGUACACUUUGCCCUUCUCUAAGGUUGAA
Messenger RNA from Pristis pectinata (smalltooth sawfish), 5277 nucleotides. It is a transcript of the gene tusc3, whose product is annotated as tumor suppressor candidate 3. Bases 16 to 1026 code for a protein of 336 amino acids. The transcript has 10 exons. NCBI's taxonomy places the organism in Eukaryota, Metazoa, Chordata, Chondrichthyes, Rhinopristiformes, Pristidae. The record is from RefSeq and is a predicted model, not a curated record. Gene Ontology annotation, cellular component: oligosaccharyltransferase complex.